Messenger RNA from Nymphalis io (European peacock), 5173 nucleotides. Its product is annotated as YLP motif-containing protein 1-like. Bases 153 to 3455 code for a protein of 1100 amino acids. Gene Ontology annotation, cellular component: nucleus. Lineage: Eukaryota; Metazoa; Arthropoda; Insecta; Lepidoptera; Nymphalidae. The transcript has 9 exons. Gene Ontology annotation, biological process: regulation of telomere maintenance. The record is from RefSeq and is a predicted model, not a curated record.
UUUAUUAAAAUGGCCGCCAAGUGUUUUUAAAAAAAUCUAUAUUUGCGUCAUUAUAGACAACUGCCCAUUAAUAGUUAAAAAAAACUUCUUACAGAAUUUAUAGAUAUAUUUAAUGAAUAGAUAUAAUAACAAAUAUAGUUUUGAUUUCAAUCAUGGCAUGGUCAAUGCCGACUACAGGCCAAUGGAAUCCUAACAUUGGUGUGACGCCAGAUAUGAAUAUGGGAACAUAUUCGGCUGAACAAUGGGCGCUAUUGCAACAACAAAAUUGGCAGCAAUGGGCGCAAUGGCAACAACAAUACGCUCAAUGGCAAAGUCAAUAUGGAGAUAAGUAUGCCCAGCAAAUGCAGGCAUUUCAAGCUAUGGCUGGUGCUCCACCUGUUCCACCCCCUUCUGCACCUCCACCAGCGCCACCUCCACCAGACAAGCCACCUCCACCGCCACAUGAGAAUGAUCAACCAUUAUAUGGAAACACUCAGAAACAGGAUACAUCUGUUCCACCUCCGGUACAAUCUCACAACAGUGCGCAACCUGGCUACAACAAUACUGCCAUCACAACAGGUAACAAUCUAAAUUGGUUCUAUGCAGCAAAUGUCAAACCUGAUACUCAACAGUCCCAGUCAGUUAACACUGAGGCUCUUAACAAGCUGGCAGAGGAGGAGAGAUUAUUCGAUAUUCAAUUUAAGAAAUGGGAAGAGGAAAUUGAAAAAUGGCGAAAUGAGAAUGUUAAUCAUCCUGAUAAACAAGCAUAUAAAGAAUAUGAACAAAAGUUUGAAGCUUGCCGUGUACAACUUUUAGAACGCCGUCAACAAAUGAAGUUAAAGAGGGCUCGCCUAAUGGGCAAUACAUCCCAAGUGACAAACACUUCAAGUACAGGUAAUAUAUCUACUGCUAUUCCUCCUCCAAUGUUGAAUACAAAUAUAACAAAUUAUCCUCAAAAUGUGCAUCCAAACAAACAAAUUCAAAAUAAUAUACCUGCACAUAGUCACACACUCCAGAAUAUACCCCAAUACCAGCAGUUUAACUAUAUUAAUCAACAAGGUUACAAUAGGAACAAUAGCAAAAAUGUAGAUCCACAAGAUAGGUAUGAAUCUUAUCAACCUAUGAAUGAUGAGUAUACUUCUCAAUCUGGCAAUUCAAACUUUUUACCAACUAAUCAAUCUAAGGGAAUACCAGGACUAGACUUAGUACCAGAGCUUGAUAAAUCUUCUAGUAAACAGCAAGAUGUAAUUGAUAUAACUGAAGAUAAUUCUGAAAAGAAACAUCUACAACAAAAGCCUAGACAACCUGAUUAUUCAACUAUUUCUAAGGGUAUUAAUAACAUUCUUGGAGAUGAAAAAAUUAUGAAUAUUCUAUCUAUGGUAACAAACCAAAUUACUUCGGGAAAAAGUAAUGUCACACAAAAUGCACUUGAACAGUAUAGAUUAAAUGAGAAAAGUCACUAUAACAGCAACUAUCAAAAUAAUGAUUAUGGUUCUAGGCAAGAUACAUCAUACAAGCAAAAUAACCAGAAUAGCUAUUCAAACAACCAAGAACAAUCAAAUUCUGAUUAUACUGAACCUCCCUAUCAGAGAUAUGAGGAAAAUUAUGCUAUAGAAAAUUAUAGGCAGAACGAUCCAUCAAAAGAACAAUACUAUGUCGGGCAUAAUAAAAACAUGCCGCCAAGGAGUGCCCCACCUCCAAUAAGAUCUAACACAGCUCCACCUAGACCUUUGUUAGCUAACUUGCCAUCUCAGCAAAAUUCUAAUGAUUAUUCUCAAGGUGGAUUUGAAAGAAGGGACAUACACAAUAACAAUAAACCUUUAAUACAACCAGCGAAACCAAAGUGGAUAGAUGAACCACUGUUUACUCCAUCUAUCAUAGUUGACUAUGAGCACAAAUGUCUAAGAUUGAAAGCUCGAGGAUUUAUUGAACCAGUACAUAUGUUUGAUUACAAUCACAAAUCAAAAGAUGGCGAAAGUAGCAUGAAAAAAGAUUUUGAAAAAGAAAUUGAUGAUUUAUUUUCAAGAAAAGCGCGCACCUCAGGUAUUAAUGACGAUUGGAAUAAUUCUCUAAAACAUAAUGAUAGACGACCUCUUAGGGAUGAAAGGGAUCGGUCAAAACUACCAGUCAGAGAUGACCACGAUAUUUUUAAUAGAAGGUCGGAUAAUCCUUAUGAAGAACGUAGACGUGAUGAUCGUGAUCGCUUUUUACGUGAAGAUUAUGAACGGAGAGACCGUGUCCCAGAAUAUGACCGAUCAAGAGAUCCUGGCAGGGAAAGAGAUUACGGAAGGGAUAGAGAUUUUGGAAGAGAAAGAGAGAGAGAAAGAGAGUCGUUAAGAGAGAAAGAUCAACUUAGAGAAAGAGACUUAGGUAGAGACAGAGAUUUUGGUAGAGAUCGAGAUAGAGACAGAGAACGAGAUAGGAAUAUAGGUAAAGAAAGAGAUAUGGGGCGAGACAGGGAUCCAGGCAGAGAAAGAGAUUUUGGUAGAAACAGAGAUUUUAGAAAAGAUGACUCUCGAAAUCGUAGCCGAAGUCGGGAAAGGGACAGCCGAAAAAGAGAACAUAGUAAAGAUUCGGUUGAUAGUUCGGGGUCAAAAAAACCUAGAGAAUUGAAAGAAACUUCUACAGCUGUCCAAUCUGGUAAACCUCAACAUAUAGUAAUGAUUGAUGAUAUCUUAGAACCACCUGGACGUGACAUGAGACCAGAAAAGAUAGUUAUUAUUCUUAGAGGUCCACCUGGUAGUGGUAAAUCGUAUUUAGCGAAACUAAUCAGAGACAAAGAAGCAGAGCACGGCGGAACAGUUAGGAUAAUGUCAAUAGAUGACUAUUUUAUGCAGGAAGGUGAAAUAGAAGAAAAAGAUCCGACUACCGGGAAAAUUGUAAAAAAACCAUCUUUGAAGUAUGAGUAUGAUGAAAAAUCUGAAGAAAUUUAUCUAAACUCAUUGAAGAGGGCUUUCAAGAGGAGUUUAACAGAUGGCUACUUCACAUUUUUGAUAUACGACUCUGUAAACGAACAACUAAAGAGUUACGCCGAUAUAUGGAAUUUUUCAAGGCAGAAUGGAUUCCAGGUCUACAUUUGUACCAUGGAUCUCGACCCGCAAACUUGCUUCAAACGAAACAUUCAUGGCAGAUCAUUAGAGGAUAUUGAAUCGAUCGUUGCUAAGUUCUUCCCAACUCCUGCGCACCACAUACAUUUAGAUGCGACGACUUUGCUCCAGAGCGCUUCCAUACCUGACGUGCAAAUGGAAGACGCAGACGACGUAACCAUGGAAGACGCACACGACACUGAGGUCGAAAGUAGCUUUACUUCGAAGUGGGAGAAAGUGGACGACGCCGCGCAACUAGCUCGUCUCGACGGCACCAGCAAGCCGCUUCGAUCUUCCCAGCUCUCAAUGGAAGACUACCUACAGCUAGACGACUGGACGCCUAAUACAGCUAAACCUGGAAAGAAAACUGUACUCAUCACGGUACAAUGACGUGUCGGUAAGAGUUUUUAAAUAAUCCUUGGUAGAUAUCCGGUCCGGUCCAUUUAUGCAACGAAAAGUAAAGGUAUACAAAUUAAAAAUAUUAAAGAAUAUUGUUUUAAAGUCAAUAUUUAGUAUUAGUUAUUAUAUAAUCACUUGUAAUAUUUGUGUAAAUAUAUCUUUUAGAAAAUAGAUCGAACAAGAGCUUCUGAUGGUAACAGUCUAGUCACACGCUGUUCAUUAUAUGUUUUUGUCUACUUCAUAACAUUUUCCAAAGUAGAUCAGCGCAUCUUUCUUGUGUGCAUUAAUUUAUGUAAGUAAGUAAGUAUUGUCUUUGUACGGUUACUAUAUAUUGAUUUCUUUCCUCCAUGAUUUAUGUCAGAUCUACGAGCAUGAAAAAGGCUUUAAUUAUCUGGAAUACGUGUUCAGUAAGUAUAUUAGCAUGGCAUCCAAUUUCGAAAUUGCAUACAUGUGCUUUAUUUUUGGUAAGUUAAAUAAAAUAUUGUGGGUGAGUGAGUUGGUGCUGGAUGCAGCAUUUUUUUGUUUUGCUAAUGUAUAGUAGAAUUUUUGAUUUUCAUACCCAUCAUCCCUUUUUCGUGGUCUUCUGAUCCGUGAGUAACAAGCUACCGUAGCGUUUGAAUAACGCCUCGUAGACAAAACAUAUUUUCAUAAAUAGAACGAAUAAUUUCUUGAAUAUAGUAACUAAGCAUUCAUUUUAACUACAAUGCUAUAUUCCUUGAUCACCACAAUCAUAAUAAACUUACAAAAGAUACAAAUCAUAAUCAUUCAUUUGGUUUCACAAUCAAAGUUUUCUUGUAAUUAAAUGUCGUAUUGGGAAUAAGGGUUCAGUUUCAGAGUCGUCACCCACGCCAUAAUCACCAACAUUGAUACGCAUCCACGGAACUUAGAAUAGUUGUUACAGUUUAUUCUUGUUACAAGUUUUAAUAUAAUUUAUUACAAGUUUUAAUAUAAAAGAACACUCAUUACACAUUGUUUAUGUAUAGUAAAUAAGCAAACGGGUUAUGUGUUUGAUUUUUUCUUGCAAUAACUUUGUGUAAGCCUUUACACAAAGUGCAUCUACGCUUGUCUUUAGAUGCCUGAAAAGUAUCCUAAGUCCUUACUGCUUUUUGUUUUGAUGCUCCUGGUAAACCUCCAGAAUUCUAACGGGAAUUCAGUAUUGUUAUCGAGGAGUAAGAUUAAGCAUUUUUAAAUUAAAAAAUACUGCAAAUUUUUCAUUUACUUAAAGACUACCUUUUGAUAACUUGUAAUUUUUAAGAAUAUAUCCAAUUAUUUUAUAAAAAUAGUAAUUUUCUAAUCUUAAUAUAUAUAUGAAAAUGGCAAUUUUAUUUUAGACAGUACGCCAAAGGGUUUGUGAAUAGAGUUUAUGCCAGAUACCCGUACAAUAAUAAUUAUGUAUUAAGACAUAAUCGAGAUUAAAGGCUUAGACAAUAAAACAUUAAUUUUGCGGUAAAUGAUACCUGGAUUUGAAAUACAAAAAAUAUUGUGAUACCAUUGAUCUGAACGUGGAAAUCUUGUGUGACUGUGACUUUAUUUUCCAUUUAUAUUCUACAGGUACAAAGGUCACAACUAAGGAUUUUUACUUAUUGGGUAUUGACAAAACUGCGGAUGUUUACGGUAAGUGUAUUAGCCUUUUUGAGCUGGUUUGAUAGUUAACAUUUAUGGUGCUUUUUUACUAUUGUUCGACUUACUAUUGCUUAAACACGGAAUGU